AUGGAACCGAGUUACAGUAAAAAUUACAGGGCAAGAGGAUAUUCAUUAGAACAAGAUUUGAGAUUAUUAAUAAAUAAUCCAAAAUAUAGUGAUAUAGAAAUUUUAUGUGAAGAUGAAAAGAAAUUACAUGGUUGUAGGGCAAUUUUAGCUGCAAGGUCCGAAGUAUUUGAUAGAUUACUUUAUAAUGGAAUGAAGGAAAGUUAUGAUAAACAAAUUUCUUUUCCAAAGAUUAGUUCAAUUGGAAUGGAAAUAAUAUUAGAAUAUAUAUAUACGGGAUCAAUUAAAGAAGAAUCUUUAACAAAAGAUAAUACUGUCGAAGCAUUUUACGCUGCCGACUAUUUUCAAUUACCGGACCUUCAGGAUUUUAUCAUGAAAACAGUUAAGAAUACCAAUUUUGCAAAAAAUUAUUCACCAGAAUUAUUAUCUAAAAUUUCGGAAAAAAUUCCAUUAUCGGAAGAUAAUAUCUUUUUAAAUUUAUUAGUUGAAGCGGUAGCAGCUAUACCAUUAAAUAAUAUUGAAUUUGGUCGAUUAUCUAUUGCAGGUCUUAAAUAUCUUUUAUCUUGUACAAAUGAAAAGAAAAAGCCUUUUGCAACUCCUGAAUAUGAAGUUUUUCGAUAUAGUGCUAUUCUUGCAGCAAAACAAGUUUCUAAUGAUGCACAUAAAAUUCUUAUAGAACAGUUACCAACCCUUGAACAAAUAGAAAAGGUAGUGAAUUCGGCUAAAGUAGAAAAUGAUGAUAAAUUAAUUAUCGAUCAAAAGGUUGCUAAAGAAUUGGAACCUUUAGUGAAAUAUAUUGAUUUUAUGAGAAUUGAUGGACAAAUUUUGGCCGAUAUUAUUGAACCAUUAGAAAUUAUCCCAGCAACUGUUAUUUUGGAUAUUUAUCGACAAAAAGCAAGAUUAAAUAAAUCUGAGUUAAAUGAUACUCGAGGAAUACCUAUCCAAAUUUAUUCAAAAUAUGUUUGGGAUGAGUCUGAAUGUGGAUCAAAUGUUCUUAUUGAAGAUAAUGGAAAAAUUGUAUAUUUAAAAAGUAGAACUGGUUCAUGGCGAAAUGUUAGAGCUAAAAUGGUACUAGAAGGUAAAGGAAUUUUUGAAUGGGACGUUAUUAUGGAGAAAGCUUGUGUAGAUGCCUGGGUAGGAGUAUGUGCACCAGAAAAUUUAAGUUAUGAAUUCUUUGCAGGAAGGCAACCAACUGGAUGGGUAUUAGGUACCAAUGGAUAUUGCGCUAAUUCUAACAAGGGAAUAAUUUACUGCUCAUCUUUCGGAGAUGGUACAAGAAUUACUGUUCAUUUAGAUAUGAAUAAAAGAACUUGUUCUUUUACAGUUAAUGGUACAAAAUAUCCGGAAGUGUCAGCAUGGAAUAAUUUACCUGCAAAGCUUUACCCAGUAGUAUCUUUUAAUCAUCCUGCUCGACUUAGAAUUCAGCCUCAUCAGAAAGAUGUUUAA
This is a messenger RNA of Rhizophagus irregularis DAOM 181602=DAOM 197198, 1443 nucleotides long. RefSeq lists its product as uncharacterized. Gene Ontology annotation, biological process: circadian behavior; adult locomotory behavior; modulation of chemical synaptic transmission. Lineage: Eukaryota; Fungi; Glomeromycota; Glomeromycetes; Glomerales; Glomeraceae. The record is from RefSeq and is a predicted model, not a curated record. Gene Ontology annotation, molecular function: protein binding. Gene Ontology annotation, cellular component: cytoplasm.